Messenger RNA from Seminavis robusta, 984 nucleotides. NCBI's taxonomy places the organism in Eukaryota, Bacillariophyta, Bacillariophyceae, Naviculales, Naviculaceae. The record is from the annotation of a GenBank genome assembly.
AUGAAGCCUCAUAGUCUGGCUUCUGCUUGGGCCCCUCUGUUAGGUUUUCGUCUGCUCUGGGUGGUGAAUGCAUCAACUGUUCCUCAAAACUCAUCAUCUUGGGUUGUUCCGGAAGCCCUAUGCAGUUCCUUUGGUAGCUACCCGAAUCCUCUGGGCAUUACCGAAGAAGAUCGCCAAUCCUUUCACCCGGUUGUGAAAUAUCCCACAAUUUGGGUGCACAAUGAGACUGCGCUCGCAGAAGCAGAUGUCAAUGACUCGACAAUCAGCACAAAGAAGAGAGUGCCUCAUGUGAGGAUUUCCGAUUACACAAAACCCACCGACAAGGUCCACCUGGCCAGCGAGGAACAGAUCCUUCAGAAGCGAAAGGAAUUGGCAAAGAUUCCUUCCUGGUUCCUAAAUUUGCGCUGUUUAGUACCAUCCGCUCGUCUCUUUGUGGCCAAGUUCCGAAAAGAACACGGUAUUCGGCACUUUAGCGUUGGGCGGUAUGAUGAAGAUCGAGUGGGAAUGUAUAUAAGCGACAUGUUUGAAGAUUUGGAGAAUUCCGUCGAGGGUUAUGCUGGUGCCAGGACCGUACAUGUGGGUGUUGAUCUGGGUGGUCCAGUGGGAACCAAAGUGUAUGCCUUUGCCGAUGGCGUGGUGCAUGCUGCAGGAUAUAAUUCAGAGUGGGGGGAUUACGGCAAUGUGGUCGUCAUUGAACAUACCGUGCCAUCCAAUGGCAACAAAAUGUGGGCAUUAUAUGGUCAUUUGGAUAAGGGCAGUAUUCAAGGUAAAAAGCCAGGCCAAGAAAUAUCAAAGGGGCAGGUGGUUGGACGGUUGGGUGAUUUUACGGAGAAUGGUGGUUGGGUUGCUGCGCACGUUCACUUUCAGCUUGCCAUCGAACCUCCAAAGACUCAUGAUAUGCCUGGAGCGGUGGCCUUGAACGAUCGCCAAAGAGCAUUGGUGCAAUAUCCAGAUCCUCGGUGGGUCCUGGGCCCACUGUAUUGA